AUGAAUGCUGUCGGACUCAUUGGAACCAUUUUGCUUAUAUGCAGCUCCUCAGCAUUUGUUCAAGCCAUGCCCACUGGAAGUGGUCUUGAAUUUGUGUCUCUCAAACCGUCAAUUGAAGGAGUGGAUGAACAGCCUUUGAUAAAUCAAGUUGGAUCUUCCUCAUUUGCAAAACAACAUCCACACAAAGGCCAUUCAGGCCUUACUGGUGAGGAUGAUGAUGAUGAUGAUGGUUGCUUUUGGUGGAAAAUGUUUACUUGCAACAACUGUUGUGGCACAUGCUGA
Molecule: messenger RNA, 282 nt
Organism: Melampsora larici-populina 98AG31
Lineage: Eukaryota; Fungi; Basidiomycota; Pucciniomycetes; Pucciniales; Melampsoraceae
Exons: 1
Coding region: 1-282 (93 amino acids)
Source: RefSeq, a predicted model, not a curated record